AUGGCCAGCGAUCCUGAGAGCUCUUCGGAGCUAUUGUCGAUCAACAAUCAGGCGUCGCCGCGAGUUUACACCUCUCUCCUUCUUUGCUUCGGUCUAGAGUCCGAUUUCCGCGAUUACGUUGGUCUCAAGAAGCACCUACAGUCGUCUCUUGAUAAGCUCGCCGAGACCUACCCCCUUCUCACAGCCCACCUCUUUGCCGACGCCAACAAUGGAGUCGCAUCCCUCACGACCACCAAGGGCGCCAAGAUCCCCUUUCGAGUAGUCCAAGACGCUACCAACAGCUCAGCUCAGUCCUAUGAUGAGAUGAAGGAGGCAGGUUUCCCCCAGAGCCUGUUUACCCAUGAAAGAUUCGGCCGCGACGGUAGACUCAACGCCGAGGGAAAGCCCGUCAUGUACAUUGAGGGCAUUAUUAUCCGUGGAGGCAUGUUCCUCCAUUGUGAGUUCCACCACGCCGUCUUCGACGGACGACUCAAGAGCGAGUUUCUAGGCGCAUUUGCCGCAAUCACUCGUGGCGACGUUCACGACACUUUCUUGCCUUCCAACCAAUCAUUCCACCACACUGCAGCAACAGCCAUUGCCCCGUCGUAUGCUCACUUUGAUGCCCUCUUGGAGGAGUGCCCCGAAUUUGGCAUGCUUGUCGACAAAUCGGGUCCCACAUUUCACUGCUACGACAAUGAGUUCCCGUACCGCAACCUAGAGAAGACUGGCAAGAUCUUUACAAUCAACCGCGCACGCAUGGGUACUCUACAGUACAUGAUCCAGGGCCAGCUGGCCAAGAAGGGCCUCAUUGCAAAGGACAAGAACCCGUCAACCUACAGCUGCCUCGCCGCUCUUGCCUUUAUGUGCAUUGUCCGCGCCCGCUCCAUCGCCGAGCCCUUCAACAACCGCGGCAACGGCCAAGACGACACGGCCAUCAUGCACCACGCCGUCAACUGGCACUCGCGUGCCCUCAAGAAGCACACCAAGAACUAUUUUGGCGUGUCGACGCUGCCGGCGUUUACGGCCAUCAGCAUGGCCUUUCUCAAGGAGUCCAGCGGCGAUCUGAACGCUCUUGCCUUGAUCGCCGACUUGGUCAAGCGAGACACGGCACAGGUCGACGAUGACUAUGUGCACAAGAGACUGAAUCUAUCUUCGCCUGACCCACGCCUUAUUGGCGUUAAUUACGACCCACGUUCACCCAAUGUCAUUGCCUUCAACACCUGGCGCCACUUUGGUGGUAGCGAUGACUGGGAGAUUCCCGGCACCAUCAGUACCAGGCCCGACGCCGUCCGCCGAACCCUGGCCGGCUGGGGCACACACAAUUGCCUCAUUCUUCCGCAGACCGGAGAUGAUCAGGAGAUCCUCGUUCAGCUCCCCGAGGUCACCAUGGAGGUCCUUUGCAAGGACCGCAACUGGUAUGACUGGUUCGAGGUCAUCGAGUAG
Pestalotiopsis fici W106-1 is the source of this 1422-nucleotide messenger RNA. RefSeq lists its product as uncharacterized. The transcript has 2 exons. Gene Ontology annotation, molecular function: acyltransferase activity, transferring groups other than amino-acyl groups. The record is from RefSeq and is a predicted model, not a curated record. Gene Ontology annotation, biological process: secondary metabolite biosynthetic process. NCBI's taxonomy places the organism in Eukaryota, Fungi, Ascomycota, Sordariomycetes, Amphisphaeriales, Sporocadaceae. Bases 1 to 1422 code for a protein of 473 amino acids.